Molecule: messenger RNA, 417 nt
Organism: Rotaria sp. Silwood2
Lineage: Eukaryota; Metazoa; Rotifera; Eurotatoria; Philodinida; Philodinidae
Source: the annotation of a GenBank genome assembly
AUGAAAAAAUAUUUAGCAAGUAAUUUAUACGAUAAAUUUUUAAAAGAAGAAGUCGAACCUGCAAUAAAACUACCAUUUAAAAAUACUGCUUUAAUACCGAUUGUUCAAGAUGACCAGGAUAACAAACAUCGAACAAAAGUUGUGAUGAAUACUAUUGAAUCUUUAUUUGACGAACAUAUUGAUCCUGAAAUUGGUGAUGCAAAAUUUGCUGAUAUUUGGCCAAUUGAGACAGUUUGGGGUGCAAUUAAAGAAAAACUAAGAGGAGAAAGGUUUGAAAACGAGUCAGCACUUGAAAUUCGAGUGGCGCAAGAAUGGAAAAUGUUCACCACAGCAACAUGCGAGCAAAUUAUGGAAAAAAUACCCCAUCGAUUGAAGCAACUGAUAGGUCAAGAUGGAGAGCAGAUACAUAAACAUUAA